AUGCCCCAAUCUCCGGGAUUCUCGACUGUCCCAUGUGUUCAAUUUGCCCUUGGGUCAUCAGUUUUGACUGCUGCUGAACGUUUGGCCUAUCUUCCUGGUAGUGGAGCAGUUACAUGGGCCUCUAUUUAAUGCUUCAUUGAGGCCACAUCUUUUUGUUAAUAGUCCUGAUCAAAUUUCUCGGAUUAUUCUUUGAAUUUCUUUCUCUUCCUAUCGGCAUCUAACAAAUACGAUAACAUAUUCAUCCAUAUUGCUUUCCAAUGAAUUUUUCCAACAAAUUUAUUGAUGUCUGGAAUUCGAAGUUCGAUGGAGCCCAUACACCACCACGUUUAGACUGUCUUAAAGCUGACCAGUUCCGUUCUUUACUCGAGCAAAAACAAGCCUUAGAGUUUGAGGAAUCUAAACGAUGUGCAGUGAUUGAAGAGCUGAAACAACAGCUGGACCAAGAAAGCUUUAUAACGGAAUUCUUACACAAAUGCAUUCAAAAACUUGGGGCUGUUUCUCAUGUGUUUAAUGAAAUUGAUCAAAGUGACUCGAAAUCCUCCUCCUCCAGCACGACUGCCGGUCAGCAUCAGAGUCAGUGUAGUUCACCCCCUCUGGCUGUCAGCACUAGCUCGUCUUUGCAAAGUAACAAAUUCCUCGCUUCUGCGGCCAGCUCUAGCUUUCCUCUGUUUCCCCAUUGUAUCGCCUCAAGCUUGAUCCACUCCGCUUCCCCACUUCUGGCUGCAGCAGCAGCAGCGGCACCAUCUUCUCCAUUUCUCUUGCCAUCCUCUCUGUCGGCAUGUUCCGCAUUUGAAUCCAUCAAGCCCGAUCCCGACCCGGAACCUUUAAAUAGUCGACCGUCAAGUUUCCUGUUACCCCCUGCCGAUCGCUCUUCCUACGACGCACUGACCCGGUUGGCCGUUCCAACGUCACUGUACAACAAUCCUUUCAGUAACCGACUGACUUUCUCCCCCAAUCUCACAUCUCACACGCCAACGCUACGUUCUCAACCUUCUUCCCUCGACGCGUGUGCCAAGGCAAACUGCACCUUAGAUCGACGAUGCGACCCUCCCAAUAUCCAAGCUACUGCGUCUGAGGCACAAGCGCAGGCUGCGGCCGCUGUUGCUGCCGCUUUUGGUUUCGGAUUUCCCCCAGUCAUAUCCGGUUCGAACCCAACAAAUCAGCUUUCCAACUUUAACAAACCAGACACACAGGCCGGUGGAAACAACCUUGUCUCGGGUAUUCACUCCGUAUAUCUACCCACAAACGGUACAGACGGCAAAGAACUCUCAAUGGAAGCAAGCACGGAGCGUCCGUAUCAAUGUGUCACAUGUUCACGUAGCUUUGCUGUGAAAGCUGGUCUUGUGCAGCAUAUGCGAACCCAUACGGAUGAGCGGCCGUAUCCUUGUGUUCACUGUGGUCGAGCGUUUAAACAAAAAAUACAACUCACAACUCAUAUGCGCGUACACAGUGGCGAGCGGCCAUACGGCUGUCGCUUAUGCGGUAAACUGUUUCGGCAGCAAAGCCAUGUGGUGCAGCAUUUACGCACUCACACUGGGGAGAAGCCGCAUAAGUGUUACCAAUGUGGUAAAGCUUUUCGGCAGAAAUACAGCCUCAUUUCUCAUCAGCGGCGGAUGUGUAGAAAUAGAGCGGCAUCCAACCCCAUUGCUGCCGGCAUGACAAUGUGGAUCAGCCCUGGUGCAGGUGGUGAUACCUGCAACUUAGUGAAAGAAUUUUCUCCGGCUAAGUCUGUUUCGCUUACCAAGUCUGUAACCAGCCCAAAUACCUCUGUGCCCACACCUAUCUCAGUCACCACACCAGUUUCCUCACCUUACUCCCCUUAUCUAGGCUCUCCAUCUGUUCCGGUCAAUUCCACUUCAAUGGGGCUCGCUGCUUUCCCCAGUAUCUCUACCACAAGCUCAGCCACCACCAACUUUCAUCUUCCUAAUGAGCAUCAUCAUGACGCGCGUCACUUGUCUUUCUCCUCCAACGGCGCUACAACUGCGCUCUCUCGUUCAACGAGCUACCGGUACGGGCCAUCCACCCUGCGGGAAUCCAGCAACUCCACACAAAGCCACACUGCGACGCAGUUGGACUCUGAAGAAGAGGAGGACGAGGAGGAGGAGGAGGAUGAGGAAGAAGGGGACGGUGAGGAGGAAGAAGAAGAGGAGGGAGGCUGUUCUCAUAGGCCUCAGCUAGGCACAACUCAUCAGUCCACUGCACUGGGUUUAAGUUAGCUCAGUUUUAUCGUCAGCGUGUUGGGUAUCUAGGUGGUCUAUUUUUCAAAUGGGCACACAAUGUUUACCUUGACCUCAUCAAAACGCCCCACACUGAUUGUCUCUCAUUCAUCCAUAAAAUGAGUGUGAUAGAUAGCCAAUGUGUGCGCGCACGUGUGCUCGUAAGCUUGUGUGAUACAGCACUUGGUGUGCUAUGCAGUCAAAUUCGCAUAUGUUGCAUCUACCCGGUUCACACUAGAAAUGAUAUGAAUGCAUACUACUUUUUUACUCCCCUGUACCCUUCCAUACGUGCGCAUACCUACUACAUUUUACUUACCAGCCUGAAACUAAGACUAACCAUAAAUGACGUCCAAUUCAUCGUGCCACAUCCAGAACAUACUUUUAGAGGCUAUCUCUUUUCCUCAUUGUAUGCAUCUUGUUAUUUGAUGCUGAAGUUGUGAUCCCACCCUCUUGGGCUCCUUACUUCCCUCUCAAUCCAAACCCUUCCUUCAGUUCUUUUUUCUGACUCAUCUAGACUGUAUCAAAUCCCUUUGCUUUUGGGCAAGACGGUUUUAGUUUACACCAAACAGACGCAUUUUGUCCAUUGCACAUUUGUUCACCAUUGUCUGAACUUCAUUUAGAUUCAUUCUUUCGACCAAUCACUUGGCCCGUCUUUUUACCUUUGCAUGAACUCAACUGAGCUCCCUGGUGGGUUGUUCACUUGCUUGGCCACGUAUCGUCAUCUACUUACAGAGCUUUUGUCACUGCUCUUGCGCCGUUUCACGUUCCUACUGUUGUGGGAGAUCUCGCUUUUACUCCUUGUAAAUUGUUUUCAGCCCACAUUGUCUCUUAUCUGUCUGUCCUCGUCGUUACUCGACGUAAUAUUUUUUUCUUAGCUCGUCAUGUCUCCGUUUUUGAUUUCGAGCCGGAAGGGGCAGGUUCGGAUGUGCGCCAAAUGCUUAAUACACCAACGAUAGGUCCCACUGACAAACCUUUUCGGCAGGAUCACAUAUUCACUGUGCGUUUAUUUGUUUUAUAGAUACAAGUCUCGUCCCUGUGGCCCUCUUAGGAGAUGGCCUGCUGACCUUUCGAGUCUAUCUUCUUUGGCGCAGUAUCUGUUGGUGGUGACCAUCUUUCUUUGCUCUUCAGCGCAUUUAAUGCUUCCUGUAUUUUACAAUUCCUUUAGUCUUGUGAUCCUCCGGCAGAUGAUCGUCGAUGUAUGAAUCAAAUACAGAACAAAGGACUGAUGGGAUAAGCCUAAUCUACUUACCUACAACGUGCUCAGUUCUCCAUCGGUUUCGCCUAUCCGUAGCUACCGCAUUGAUUGCACAUUCCAAUAUCAUAUCUUGCUUGCGUGCAUUCGUUGACCGUUUAAGCAAUGAAACCUGCGUUUUUUUAACCUUCACUCGCUCUCUUACACCGACAUGUGUCGCGGGACUAUGCUCCUUCCUGCACCUCAAGUUUCUCUGCGACAGUCAUGAUCACCAUUCUACUCAUUAGCUAGUGGUAAGGAACACCCCAGGUAUUGUGUCGCAUUACAAUUCAAUCAGGUGAC
This is a messenger RNA of Dicrocoelium dendriticum, 3750 nucleotides long. Lineage: Eukaryota; Metazoa; Platyhelminthes; Trematoda; Plagiorchiida; Dicrocoeliidae. The record is from the annotation of a GenBank genome assembly.